This is a messenger RNA of Saccostrea cuccullata (small rock oyster), 1181 nucleotides long. Its product is annotated as scavenger receptor cysteine-rich type 1 protein M160-like. The record is from RefSeq and is a predicted model, not a curated record. The coding region runs from base 51 to 1181 and encodes 376 amino acids. Gene Ontology annotation, cellular component: membrane. Lineage: Eukaryota; Metazoa; Mollusca; Bivalvia; Ostreida; Ostreidae. The transcript is spliced from 9 exons.
CUCAAUAUAAAGUCAUCUAACUAGUGUCAAACGGAUCAUUCGAAGACAAAAUGUCCAUGACUCUACGCCGCUUUAUCUUAACAGCAGGAUUCCUGGUGUCCUGUUGUAGUUCAUCAUUAAUAGAAAAGAGGGCCUCAAAAUCCUGUUAUGAAUGUAACAAUAUAGCCGAUCCCUCCCAGUGUACCCGAGUAGUAACAUGCCCGGCUAACGAAGAAUGUUAUACACAAUCUCAUUCGACAUCCUCUAUAUUCCAAUCUACCGUAUACUCCAUGGGAUGUCGAUCUACAUCGUUGUGCAACGCCCUGUCAGGUGGCGGAGCAGUUGGGAAAAGAAAUACCCGACAGCUGAAUACACAUUGUAACCAGUGCUGUAGAACAAAUAACUGUAAUAGGAAUCUGUGUGGGGGGUCAGGCACCACCAAUCCAACUGUGUCCACCUCUAGUCCCACGUACGUUCGUUUGAUUGGGGGAUCCAAUGCUUAUGAGGGACGUGUUGAAGUUUUCCAUAAUGGAAUAUUCGGUUCAAUUUGCGAUGAUGGCUGGGGUGGAAGCGAAGCCCAGGUUAUCUGUGGUAUGCUGGGAUAUAGCAGGAGCGGAUCUGGUGGCGCACAAGGCACAGUAUUCGGUGGAGCCCCACUGUAUGCUAAGAUAUUCAUGGACGAAGUGAAUUGUACAGGGACAGAAGCAAGCAUUGACCAGUGUCACUUCAAUGGCUGGGGAGUGCACGACUGUGGACAUGACGAAGACGCAGGAGUUAUCUGCAACUCAGCUAGUCAAGAGGAUAAUAUCAUCUUUCUUCUGGAUACUGGUCUUGGUGGAGUGAUUUUCAGAAUGGACCUGAACACCCAGAGUUAUGUGCCCAUUCCUAUGAACAGUCUGUACACCCCCACAGCUUUUGAUUAUGACCCCACAGACGGAAGGAUCUAUUUUGUGGAUUACAAACUUAGACAGCUGAUGAGCGUACAUUUCAGCGGAACUGACGUCAGAGAACUCAAACAAUUAGAUGCAAAUGCUGAUUUAGAGAAAAUUCAGGUGGACCCAAUCAACCGAAGGCUUUUCUACGCAGACACCGGUAACAAUCUUAUUGGUACCAUUAAUUUAGACGGCACCGGAUACAAGGUUAUCGUGAACCAGGGUCUGGAUGAACCACGUGACUUGGCUCUUGUUCCCGCCACACAGUAA